CAGGGAAAGCACUCGGAUAAGCAAAGGCCACAGGCAUUUUGAAUUCCCGAAGCUUUGAGCAAAGAGAAAAGCAGUGUCACACUUACAAAAGAGAAAGCUGAAGAAUACACGGUAUACACCACAAGAAGAAAAGCAGUAAAGAGAGAGAGAGAGCUGCAGCAGCAGUGAGUGCAACACAGAGAGGAGAGAGAAGAGAGGAUCAUGUAUAGGUUCAGCAACACAGUGAUCGGCUUCUUGAACUUGUUCACUCUCUUGGCGUCGAUACCCAUCAUCGGGGGAGGGCUAUGGAUGGCAAGGAGCAGCACAACAUGUGAAAGCUUUCUGCAAACACCACUUCUGGUGGUUGGUUUUGUGGUUUUGAUAAUAUCUCUUGCAGGCUUCAUUGGUGCCUGCUUUAACGUUGCAUGGGCACUCUGGUUGUACUUGGUGGUCAUGUUAUUCCUCAUUGGGACCUUACUGGGCUUAACCAUAUUUGGCUUCGUCGUCACCAGCCAAGGCGGCGGCGUGGAAGUUCCCGGUAGGGUUUAUAAGGAGUACCAGCUGGAGAAGUAUUCUUCAUGGUUGAAGAGCCGAAUCAAGGAUCCCCAUUACUGGAGCACCAUCAGGAGCUGCAUAUUGGGUUCAAACACUUGUGCCCAGAUUGCUUUUUGGACUCCUCUCGAUUAUCUGGAGAGGGACAUGACUCCUAUUCAGUCGGGUUGUUGCAAGCCACCAACAUCAUGCAACUAUGCCACGGCAACGAUGAUGACCCAAGACGCGGACUGCUACCGAUGGAACAACGCCCCGAAUUUGCUGUGCUACGAGUGCGAUUCGUGCAAGGCCGGGGUGCUGGAACACAUAAGAAGAGAUUGGCACAAGCUCUCAGUUCUCAACAUUGUGAUGCUGGUCUUGCUCAUUGGCAUCUACUCAAUUGGAUGCUGUGCUUUCAGAAACACAAGAAGAUCCGAAACCGAUUACCCACACGGCGAAAACCGGAUGUCCAAAGUCCGACCCAGAUGGGAUUUCUACUGGUGGAGAUGGUGGUACGACAGAAAAAACCAGCUUUACUAGGCAAGAGGCAGAAGUGCUUUUAUCUGUAUGUUUUACUGCGUGUGGAGGAUGGGCAAUUGGGACAUGGGCCUUUCUUUCUUUCUUGAUGUAUACACUGUAAUAUUCAUGCCUGCUUUUUCUUUAUUUCAAAGCAUAAAACACUGACUUUUCCCUUUGGCAAUUUACUACUGGCUUUUGACU
Molecule: messenger RNA, 1230 nt
Organism: Vitis riparia (riverbank grape)
Lineage: Eukaryota; Viridiplantae; Streptophyta; Magnoliopsida; Vitales; Vitaceae
Product: tetraspanin-6
Exons: 3
Coding region: 202-1050 (282 amino acids)
Biological process (GO): auxin-activated signaling pathway
Cellular component (GO): plasmodesma; plasma membrane
Source: RefSeq, a predicted model, not a curated record